Cheilinus undulatus (humphead wrasse) is the source of this 5924-nucleotide messenger RNA. RefSeq names its product angiotensin II receptor, type 2 (gene agtr2). Gene Ontology annotation, biological process: immune response; G protein-coupled receptor signaling pathway. The record is from RefSeq and is a predicted model, not a curated record. Gene Ontology annotation, molecular function: G protein-coupled receptor activity. The coding region runs from base 229 to 1446 and encodes 405 amino acids. The transcript has 2 exons. Lineage: Eukaryota; Metazoa; Chordata; Actinopteri; Labriformes; Labridae. Gene Ontology annotation, cellular component: membrane.
UCUGUCUUCUCCACACACAGACACAGAGGCAUGAUAUGGUCCUGGUACUCAGCUGUGAAGUCUCUUAAAGGGGUCGAGGAGCAAAUGUCAGGACACGGGCUUUAACCAAAAGAUGCACUGAAAACAGCUUAACUGCCUGGACUGGACAAUCAACGUCUCAAGCUGACCUUGGACAACUCAAAGGAGGGAAGUUAAAUUGUUUGACACAACAGUGUAUCUAUUUUCAUAAUGGAAAUCCCAAAUGACCACUCUGCUUUCAACUCCACUUCGUCGCCAUAUUUAACAACAAAGGGCUAUGCAAACACCUCUGUGGACAAUUCCACUCCCUCCUGCACAGACUGGCCUCAAAUACCCAUGAUUACCAUCAUCCCCGUCAUUUUUAGCGUAAUCUGCGUGCUGGGAAUCAUAGCCAACACCCUGGCAGUGUGUGUGCUGGCUCAUGCCAGUAACUCAAGGAGAACUGUAGCAAACACGUUCAUGCUGAACCUUUGUGUGUCCGACCUGCUGUUCCUGUUGUCGCUACCACUGUGGGCCGUCUACUACUCCCAAGGCAACUGGUCUUUUGGCUUGGUUGCCUGCAAAGUCUGUGCAGGCCUCCUCAAUCUGAACCUGUAUGCAUCCAUCUUCUUUAUCACCAGCAUGAGUGCGGACCGCUACCUGGCCAUUGUGCAUCCGCUCCGUUCUCAGAGUGCGCGGUACCCCAAACGUGCACGGCUCACAUGCAUCCUCGUUUGGGUGUUGGCAUUUGCUUGCUCAACCCCAAACAUGUAUCUGAGGGAACUUUAUCGCUCUGAGGAAAGUGGUUUGAUUCAUUGCGCCAUUACUCAUCCUAGUCCUACCUUGCAUACAACCCUGAUGUGUUUGAAGAUUGUUUUGGCCUUCCUUCUGCCGCUGCUCGUCAUCACUUGUUGCUACUGUGCCAUCGGUAGACAUUUAUUGGCUGAUACAUGGCUGGUCAGCGUAUCUCAAGAGAGCAGCAGUAAGCCAGAGAGACCUCCGACCCCCUGCGUGAUCCCCAGCUCCAGCGGAAGCAGAUCUUGGAAGGGCAGGGGGUUGGAGCGAGUGUUGUGGACAGUUGCCGCCGUGGUCCUGGCCUUCUUCCUCAGCUGGUUCCCCUUUCACUGUGUGACCCUCUUGAGAGUACUGGAGAUGGACGGCUGGGUGGAUGGCUGUCGGGUAGAUUGGAUCAUUCGAAACCUGACACCUCUCACUCUUUCUCUGGGCUUCUCCAACUCAGCUAUCAACCCUGUACUCUACUGCUUUAUUGGGAACCAUUUCAGGGGACGUCUAGGAGGGCUGUGCAAGGGCCUUUGUGCUUGUUUGAAGACCCAAGGGGAGGAUCAGAGCCAGAAGAGAGGCUCCUUUAGCACCAGACUGAGCUCCUUCUCCCGAAAACUCAGUGAUCUGAAAGACCUGGCGAUUUUGGAGCCCUCUGGUCCUGCUUAGCAAGGCCUGGAUGGAUGAGAGACUUUCCUUUUCAUUCACAGGCUUCACCCCCCCAGGGUGCGAUGCUAAUGUCAAGUGACUGCUGAACUCCAAUUAGUCUGGAUGUGUGAGACAGAAUUGAAACUAUGAUAGACUCAAUUCUGGUGGAGCGAGAUGCUGCUGGUUAAAGACAGAAAAAUAGAAGCAGGGAAAAAAUGUCUAGAAAGUUUUUAAAGUGGUCAUAAAAACUGUGUAACGAACACAUAAAUAAUGUAAUGCUUCAGUACUGCAGCAAGAAACUGUUGUUGGUCUUUACACUUCCUACUCUACACUUAAAAGCACAUUAUUAUCAACUAGUUAUGAAAUUAGGGGAGCAUUUUGCAAACAGAAAGCCAAAUAUUUCCCUCAGGUUUUGCUCAGUUUUUUGUCCACAGUCUGUUGGAUGGUGGGAACUUUCUGAGGCCACAAAGUUCAGUAAAAACACAAUACAUUGUAAAAUUAAGCUUUUAUAACCAUAUUUUAUCAUUUUGCUAUAUUAAAAUGUAACCUGAUUCAAAAUGUUGUCUCUUGUCUUAAAACAGAAGGAGACUUUUUUGGUUAAGUUAACAUUUUAAAGCACUGGGCUGAGCCAUAAGCUGCACAAAAGGCAACUGAGGCAACUUUGUAGAACAUUUGAACCCAAAAUAACUUUUUAACUCAAAAAGGAGGAGAAUGCUGGCCAGGAGGCUAGUGCCAAAGCUACUGCUCCAAUAGAGGCUAUAUGAAUACACUUUAUCCAAUCUGUACACAGUAUUUACCAAUUAAUUACUAUCUAAUUUCUAGCUUCCAAACUUUCCAGGGCUGGCAUCAAGCUACGCUGUUAAGGUUACAUCACUGUAAACCCUGAUAGCUAUUCAGACUCAAAUAAAUUGAUAGUCAAGUAUAUAUACUUAUAGGUUGAUUGCCAAUUUGCAGAUUCACAUAACUGUCCAGUAGGUGGCGGUAACCAGGUUAAAGCAACACUCAAACGAGCAAAAAAGAAGAAGAAAUUUUACAGUAUGAACAGUUUGAGCAUGUGAUUGAGCAAUGUUAGCCCAUGCUGUAAACCUGUGGUUCUCAACUGGUGGGUCAGGACCCACAAGUGGGCCAUGAAGCAGUUUUCAGUGAGUCGCAAAUGUGUGUCUGGAAAAAAAUUGUGGCAAAAAUCUAUAAAGAACAUGCAACAAUACCAUUUAUGUAACUGUUUUAUUGUGAAAAUGGGUAAAUUUAACUGUUUUAUGAAUAUUUCAGCUCAUUUGUCUCCUGUUCUUGCAAUAAAAGAGCUGCUUUUACAAUGGUAAUGAAAUCAUUUCUCAAGAUCUCUGGAAAAUUGGCUAAAAUUUACACGUUAUCAUGGGAAAAGGGGGAUAAAAAACAUGUCAGUUUUUCACUGUCUCAUGUUCCUGUCAUAAAUUCUGUGCCAUCCAAGAUCUUAAAUGCAACAUUUUCAUUAUCUAAAUGUGCACUGGUGAAAAUUACUGGAAAUCUGGGUCGCAAUUUGUUAUCCAAGAUAUUAGUGGGUCCUGAGGCUAGGCCAGUUGAGAACCACCGCUGUAAACACAAGUGGGAACAACAAAAAACUGUGAUUUCAACUUUAGUGCAGCUCUAUUGAUGUUUCUGAGAUGAUAAGAUAAGGACUAGGCGCCUGAGCUAAGUAUUAUUUGUAGUUCUAAUUCAAUUGUCUGACAAUCACAGUGAAUCUGCAGAGUUUUCCCAGAAUGCCUUGGGGCAUUAGACACUUCUGCACCAUGAAUGAUGUUACUGACUCAGUUGGAGGUGAGGCCUGUAUGGAAUGCUAGGCUUCAUAGAAGAAAUCCUGGUUUGGGAUGCACUUCUCAAUUAUUUUUAUGCACUGUAGGACUGAAAAGUAAGACACUUUUAAAAAGAAGGUUAACAUGAUAUAAGUUAAACAUCCCAAAACAGCCACAUUAGGCCUGUUUUUCAGUUUAUAGAACAAAGUUUAAGUUUACAAGAUAACAGUACUGGAUCACUUUGAGUAUUUUUUGCGUUCCACUAAAAUGCUUUGACAAUCAUCUCUUAAUCUGCAGAGUUUUCCCCAGAAUGCCUAUUGGCAUGAAAGACUUUUGCACCAUGCAUGAAGUUACCCACUCAGUUAGACAAGUCCUGAACAUGAUGGAAAAGCACUUCAACAGUCAUUACCAAUUCAAACCUCACAAGUUAGACUACUCUGAGUGGCAUGAAUGUUUGAAAUAAAAUUAUGUGAAAGAUUGAAGUGAAAAUUACAAUGGAUAAGAAAAGUAAGCUAACCUAACAUAAACGUAUGAGUAAAACUGUGUUGAUACAACUUCAAAUGGAUGAGUACCAGCUACUUAACAAAUACUGUUUUUCAGUGAAUAUUACUUAAGUAUACUUAAACUCAAGUGCAAGUUGACAACACUAAAAAAGCUUUAGUAAAUGCAACACAAUAUUUAGCUAACUGAGGUCAAAAAGUUAUUUAACCUAGCAUUUUAACGGUGAUCAGUUUACAGGUUUGGUAACAUUUUAGCAGAACUAGCUUAGCCCCUAUUCUUCCCUUGCUUUGUUGUUCUCGCUGGAUUUACCUUUUCUUGCAGUCUCUUAUGUGAUAAUAAACAUAGCUACUUGGAUUUUGCAAGAUUAACUUUUUUUUUAACAUAUAAGACAUAAUAAAGAGCAGAAAAGGUUUAGGUUGGCUGUCUUACAAGCUAUCUUUAAUUUAAGGGUAUGCUACUGCACUCAUCUUUAGCUACUAAGGUUGGAGUAUACUGUAGAUAUGAUUAUGAUUACAUAUUUUUCCCAGUGGCUUAUUACCAUGUUUCAUCAAUUAAACAAACACUGCUUUAUUUUUAAUCAAACAUCCAACUAAAUAAUAUCAAAAGCUUGAUGUGAUUUGUAUUUCUGGAAGGUCUAAGUUGUGGUUCCUGUUGCCCUUCUCCUGGUUGGGCUGAUAACUCGAUGAAAUUAAAUACAGCACAUUCAGUACGUAUUCAGACCUCCUUCAUUUUUUUUCCAGUUUUGUUAUGUUUUAGUCAUAAAGUUCCUGGCUCAGGUGUUUCUACCCCAAUCAAGGUGUAGAAACAUCUCAGCAAAAACUGGGAGAAAUGUAGCAUUGACUGUAGCACCAGGCUGCAACAUAACAAAUGUGAAAACAGUGAAGGGUGUCUUAAUACUGUCUGAAUGCACUGUGUGUGUCUUUAACAGUGGUGCUGCAUCAGGGAUUUGACUCAUCACAAAUUAAUUUCAGAUUUACAGAUAUGAAGAGGUGAUUGUGUGGAUCAUGGAUAUUAGACACAUAUUGAAAGCGGGACUAUAAGUUCAAAGAGGUUUGUGAAAAAUGAAUUUCAGAACAUCCAAAAACUAAAGAGAGAAAUGUUAAGGCUCUGACUGCUCCACAUCUGCUCUAAAGUAUGUAAAGUAGUGUAACACCAACUUUAAGAAGCACAAAUCUUUAUUACAAUGCAAAUAUUGAAACAGAGCUAAUAAGAUCAGCUAAAUAAACUUCUCUGAUCUUCACUGUUCUUUCAUUCCUUGAUAGUAUGAGGCAGAGUAUUAAUCACAUUAUCCAGUUUCAGGUGUAACAGAUUCUGUUCUCACAUAUUAACCACUGAAGGGUCUUGUUAGUAUGGAAAUGCUGGUUUGGCAGAAGGCACUGCACUGUAAGACCGAACAGUUGGAGGCUGCAAAAGAAAAAAAAAAGAAAAAAAAAUUGGUCACCAAAAAUUUUUAAUAGCUAUUAACAGUACUCAUUCAUUUUAAGUUUUUGUCAAUAUACUCAAAAUAUUUGAAAACCAUCCCUUAUUCUGCAGAGUUGUCCGAGAAUGCCUUAGGGCAUUCGGCCCUUGUGCAGCGUGAGUGAAGUUGCUGACUCAGUCAGACAAGUCCUGUCUGUGGGGAGCAACCAGAAUACAUUAUGGAUGGUAUGCUAACUAUAAAGGAAGACAACUUCCUGUUUUAGUGUGCACUUUUCAGUUGCUGUCACUAAAGUUGGCCAACCUUAAGUGGCACGAAUGUUGAAGAAAUGACAGAGAAUUGUAGAGGAAGAAGAACAUGUAGCUUUACAAAAAUAAUUUUGAAUUGAAUAUAAACAGAAUUGUCAAGAUAAAGUUUACAAAGAUACUAAAAAAUAUUGCCAACUCUUAAGAACUUUGAUGUAAUCAGUUUCAACAAAAUUCAACUUUUUUGUUUUUACAGUGUGGGAGUCACGUGCAGAAUUCAUGAGGGCUGGUAAUAGGGUGGCUAUGCUAAAAUUAAAUGUCUGGAUGUUUUAUUUUGAAAGAGCAUUUUAAGUUACUGCAGUUGGCUUUUCAUUGUAGCAGGCCAGGAAUAAGGAUGUACAUAAUGAUCAUUACUGUCAGUUAAAACAAAGCUAUGUUUUCUGUCCUUUUGGACCAACCAAUAUGAUGUGUAAUCAUUUAAUUUGUAACGUUGUAUGCUAUUAUUAUGUAAAGGCAGUAAUGCAAAAUGAGUAUAAAAGCAUCCUAAUAAACAACAAAUGAAGUUAU